UUCUUCGCCGAUCCCGGCAUAUCCCAACCACCACCACCACCACCAUCACUCCGCCGUAUUAUCCAUAAAUCUCCUUUCUCUGGAAAAACGAAGAAAUAUUUUUUUCCUACAACUGCACUCGAUCGAGCUUGUUUACUGUUUCUGUUACUAUUUUGAUUUUUUUGUUUUUAAUAUAAAGUCAAAUAUCGUUUUUCGGUUUUCUCGGUUUGUCGCAGUGUGUGAUUUCAGAUUCUGGCACUAUUUCAAGAAAUGAGGAUUCAAAUACACGAUUCAGUGAUUUCUCGAUUUUUGAUGUGAGGAGGGAAGGUGAAAUGAUGAGCGAUCAAGUGACAUAGUUGGCACUGGUCUUGCGGAAGCCAAGACUGCGAUCUAAGCUUCCAGUUCUGCGAGCUAGUUUUUGGAAUUUGAGUUCUCUGUGGUUGUUGGUAGGGAUUUAGUGGAUUGUGAGGAGGUGGAGAUGUCGAAGGUCGUGUACGAAGGGUGGAUGGUGAGAUGUGGCCGGAGGAAGAUUGGACGAUCGUACAUUCACAUGCGGUAUUUCGUACUCGAGACUCGGCUUCUGGCUUAUUACAAGAAGAAGCCUCAAGAUAUUCAGGUUCCUAUCCAGACCUUGGUAAUAGAUGGAAACUGUAGGGUGGAGGAUCGAGGCUUGAAGACUCACCAUGGACAUGUGGUUUAUGUUUUGUCUGUUUACAACAAGAAAGAGAAGCACCAUAGAAUCAUGAUGGCAGCAUUCAACAUCCACGAAGCACUAAUCUGGAAGGAAACAAUUGAAUCUGUAAUUGAUCAGCAUCAAGAGUCACAAGUUGCAAAUGGUAACACAUAUGUUUCUUUUGAAUAUAAAGCUGGAAUGGAUAAUGGGAGGAAUGGUUCCUCAUCAGACCAUGAAAGUCAGUUUGGUGCCCAGGAGGAUGAAGAUGAUAAUCGACCGAGUUUGCAACGUAGAAAAACAAUUGGAAAUGGUCCUCCUGAUUCGAUGUUGGACUGGACAAAGGAAGUUGACUCAGAGUUGUCAAACCCAGGUGCCAACAACCAAGCUUUUUCUAGAAAGCAUUGGCGUCUUCUUACGUGCCAAAAUGGACUUCGCAUUUUUGAAGAGCUUCUUGAAGUUGAUUACCAUCCAAGAAGCUGUAGUAGGGCAAUGAAGGCUGUAGGUGUUGUGGAGGCUACUUGUGAAGAAAUAUUUGGCCUUUUAAUGAGCAUGGAUGGAACAAGAUUUGAGUGGGAUUGCAGUUUUCAGUAUGGUAGCUUAGUUGAAGAGGUAGAUGGGCACACAGCAAUACUCUAUCAUAAACUUCAAUUGGACUGGUUCCCCAUGUUUGUGUGGCCUCGUGACCUUUGUUACGUGCGUUACUGGCGUCGAAAUGAUGAUGGAAGCUAUGUUGUGUUAUUUCGUUCUAGGGAGCAUCAGAACUGUGGUCCACAACCAGGAUGUGUGCGGGCUCAUCUUGAGAGUGGAGGAUUCAACAUUGCACCCCUAAAACCUCGAAAUGGGAGACCUAGAACACAGGUGCAGCAUUUAAUGCAGAUUGAUUUGAAAGGAUGGGCUGUGGGUUAUAUUUCAUCAUUUCAGCAACAUUGCCUUCUUCAGAUGUUAAAUAGUGUUGCAGGAAUGCGUGAAUGGUUUGCCCAAACAGAUGAAAGGGGUGCUCCUCCACGAAUCCCAGUUAUGGUCAAUAUGGCCUCAGCUUCUGUUUCUUCCAAGGGGACUCAGAAAGUAGACGAGUCAUCUGUUAACCCUGCCCCAUCUCUUGAUCAAAUGAAUGCUACAAGCAGGAACUCUGUAAUGUUGGAUGAAGACUCUGAUGAGGAUGAAGAAUAUCAAAUACCAGAGAUAGAAGAGGCAUCUUCUAAUGUGAAUGGCAUUAAGAGAACAGCCUUGGAAGAGGAGCCAGUUGAGCAAAUUGAUUUAUCAUGCUUUUCUGGUAAUCUACGACAUGAUGACCGUGAUAGUGGUCGUGACUGCUGGAAAAUAUCUGAUGGGAAUAACUUCCGAGUUCGUAGCAGGAAUUUUUGUCAUGACAAAUCAAAGGUUCCUGCUGGGAACCACUUAAUGGAUCUUGUUGCUGUUGAUUGGUUUAAGGACACAAAAAGAAUGGACUAUGUUGCAAGGCGUCAAGGUUGUGCUGCACAAGUUGCUUCAGAAAAGGGCCUUUUUUCUUUGGUCAUAAACCUUCAAGUUCCUGGUUCAACACACUACAGUAUGGUAUUCUAUUUUGUGACAAAGGCAUUGGUACCUGGAUCUCUUUUGCAACGAUUUGUUGAUGGGGAUGAUGAAUUCCGAAAUAGUAGGCUGAAGCUUAUUCCAACUGUUCCAAAGGGAUCAUGGAUUGUGCGCCAGAGUGUUGGAAGCACCCCUUGUUUAUUGGGAAAAGCAGUUGAUUGCAACUAUAUCCGGAGUCCUAAAUACUUAGAAAUUGAUGUUGACAUAGGAUCCUCUACUGUUGCUAAUGGUGUAUUGGGACUUGUCAUUGGUGUCAUUACAACAUUGGUGGUUGAUAUGGCUUUUCUUGUACAGGCGAACACUCCAGAUGAACUGCCAGAGCGACUGAUUGGUGCAGUCCGCGUCUCUCACAUAGGGCUGGCUUCUGCUAUAGUUCCGAAGCUGGAACCAGAUCCCUCAUGAUUGAAAGCGCUGAGUCUUAGCUGAUUUUAUACAAAAAUUGAUUCUUCAGGUAUACAUGUAUCUCAUUACCAAUGCUUGCGUUUCUGUUUUACCAGAAAUUUCAAAUUGUGAGCUAUUAUUCUUCAUAGGUGGGAAAGGAAAAUCCAUGGUUUGACAUUUUAUCAUUGUUUAAAGCUUACAAGAUUAGGUGUAUCAUAGCUUCUAAAUCCCCAGCAAGUUGAUAGGGGUAGGUUACGCAAUAGAGUUUACUUGUGUCACAAUGAUAUAUAUCCUCUUUUGUUCUUUUGAUAUAUGCCCCUAAUUUGUGAAUAUUUUAAGCUUUUCUCUUUGGCAAUCAGAAAAUCUUAUU
Molecule: messenger RNA, 2975 nt
Organism: Rubroshorea leprosula
Lineage: Eukaryota; Viridiplantae; Streptophyta; Magnoliopsida; Malvales; Dipterocarpaceae
Source: the annotation of a GenBank genome assembly